CUUCCGGCGUCAGUGGGAAAUUAAAAGCCUAUUUCCUCUUUGCUGAAAAUUCAUUUCACUCGCGUUAUUUUAGAAAAGAAUAAUGUUUUCUGUCGUCGUAUUAAUAUUAGAGCAUCAGAUUUAACAUAUUAUUUGACGUAUUUUGCAGUACUUUGCUCCUCUUUACGUUACCAGGCAGUCUGCUGCAGAGCUCAACUCAAAGAUGGCGGAAGAGGAGAAGAGUGGUGAGCCUGUGAAGGAGAAGAGCGAGCUGCAGAUGAUGAAGGAGCUCGUGGAUGAACUGUAUAACUUCAGAGAUUGCUAUUUUGAGACUCACAGUGUGGAGGAAGCUGGGAGGAAACAAAGCGAUGUCGCUCAGGAGAUCCAAAAGACGUUAAAGAAGCUGGAGGAGAAAGAAGAUCGUUUCAAACACAAAGCAGAGUUUCUGCUGCAGAAGGGCCGUUGUCUGAAUGUAGCUCCAGACUUCAGUCCUGUAGCAGAAGAGUGCCUUUCCCGGGCUGUGAAGCUGGAGCCCGGCCUGGUCGAAGGUUGGAACACAUUGGGGGAGCAGUACUGGAAAAAAGGAGACCUGAUUGGGGCCAAGAACUGCUUCACCGGAGCCUUGCAACAGAGCAAAAACAAGGUGUCUCUACGCAACCUGUCCAUGGUGCUGAGACAGUCUCCGGCGGCAGACAGCGACGCACAUGGCAAGCAGGUGCUGGAGAGCUCGGACAUGGCCCGACAAGCUGUCCAGCUGGAUGUGACAGACGGGACGUCCUGGUACAUCCUGGGAAACGCCUACGUGUCCCUGUUCUUCACAUGUGGACAGAAUCCCCAGCUGUCUCAACAAGCUCUCAGCGCCUAUGCACAAUCUGAGAAAGUAGACAGAGCUGCCUCUUCUUACCCGGAGCUGCAUUUCAACCGUGCCACGCUGUUCCAGUACGAGGAGAUGUUCGGGUCUGCGCUCGGCGGCUACAGCCGAGCCGCGGCGCUCGACCCGGGGUGGGAGGAGCCUCCGGAGAGAGAGAAGCAGCUGCUUGUGUAUCUGGAGAAAGUCAUAGAACUCAUACAGAACAAGGGGAAGGUGAAGGCGCGUAGGUUAAGGACGAUGCUCUCCAACCUCAACACGUCGGCCUUGGGUCCCUGCUCCUCCCCUCAGUUUCGUUCCCCGACGGGCCGCGUUGGCAGCCUGGAGCCUCGAACUCUUUCCUCCUUCACGCACGGUCACAACGCUGGGGUGGCCGCCCUGGGCAAGGUGGUGUUCAGCCUGGCCUCAGAGGGUCGCAUGGCCUUUACGUUUGGCAUGGUGGACAGCGAGGAGUCAUGUAUAGUGGUGAUGGUGUACAACACAGCGGACAGCUGGGGCGUCCUGAUAGGAGACACUGUAGUCAUUCCUGAACCUCAGGUCAAACGAAACAGUAUAACACAUAAAGAUGAGUCAUUUGACUUCAGAAGUAUACGAGUGGACUCCCCUCUGCUCCUCAUCGUCAACGGCAAGAAACAAAAUGCCCAAAGUCAGAUUGCUGCCUCCGUCAGCUACAAGCCCCAGAGCGAAUGAGCUUAACAAGCAACAGAAAGUACAGCAAGAGGACCAAUUUUUUUCUUCUGGAUUUUGAAAAAGUGUUUAGAUAAUUAUGGAAUAUUUUUUUCCCCAAAGUGUGUUGUUUUGUAAAUAGAGUUCAACCUGUUACUUUGUCGUUAGAUGGACAUUUUGUUUAUAUUUAUAAAUAUUCCUUUUUUGUAUUCUGUUUAAUGGAAUGAACCUUUGAUGAUAAUUUGAUGUCAGAAUUGUGAUUUAAGUUUACCCUUAAAAAUCAUUUUUUUUAUCUUAAACACAUUGUUUGUGUGGUGUCUUAGAACCGCAGUUUUCAAACUGUGAUCACUGGGCAACUAGGGGGUUCCCAAAAAUGUUGUUUGAAAUGUAUUGUAGUGGUACUGUAUUUCUUUUUCACAGGAGACAUUUUGACCUUUCAUAUUGGAAAUGCACAGGUGUUAGAAUUUUUUUGAUUAUAAAUAGGCUCUUUUUGAUUCAAGUAUCCCAGUAAGCUGUGACAGUGACCAAGUGUGCCUAAUACCAGGACCCUGACACUGAAGCAGCUAAAUGGAUUAUUAAUAUUCAUACCCGUGUUAUUCCUACUGUGAAAUGAUUUCAGUGAAAGAGGCCUUUUGACCAGAGGUGUCAACACAUAGUGUUUAACAAAUCUGUACAAAAGACACUUAUUCUUGCAGUCUUGGUUGGCCAGUUAGCAAUCUGCCCUGGUUGUUUGUUAUGCAGUGAAAAUCUUUCCAUUACUCACAAUAUUCUGUUAUAAGUUUGGACCUCAUUGGGUCUCCUUCUAGCUUCAUCAACAAACAACCAAUUGCUCAGGUUUAACCCAAAUUUGCCUAAAUUGUUCACACAGUGUGUCAUGAAAAACACUUACUAUUCAUUCAGUAACAUGUGUACUGUAUCAGUAAAUUAAAUGUGUAAUUGAUUUUGUUUUUUACUAUUAAGUAAAUGUAUGCUAAGGUUAGGUUUAGACUUACUCCCUUUACCCCAAUCCUCUAAAUUUUAGUAAGACAGUAAUCACACAUAAAAAUACUGACAGGAACACGUUUGAGUCGUCCUUAUUACAUUAAUUAAUUCCUUCAAUUUAUCAGUUUCUGACUUGAGCCAGGUCGAGAUUUCACUUUCCUAUCAAUCUACAUG
Molecule: messenger RNA, 2668 nt
Organism: Anoplopoma fimbria (sablefish)
Lineage: Eukaryota; Metazoa; Chordata; Actinopteri; Perciformes; Anoplopomatidae
Gene: ttc5
Product: tetratricopeptide repeat domain 5
Exons: 9
Coding region: 203-1537 (444 amino acids)
Molecular function (GO): protein binding
Source: RefSeq, a predicted model, not a curated record